UAAUGUUUUUUUUAAUUUCUUAUUUUUAGAUUAUGGCGAAUUUAAAUUUUCAACAACCCCCAAGAAGCAUAGCAAAUGCAUCUCUAACGGGCAGAACUACAGGCGGUUUUGGUGGUAGUUCAUUAUCCGGUCAUGUAACACCCACGUCAGGCAUGUUUCCCAGUGGAGCAAAUUAUGGACAAACGCAACCUCAAUUAUCACCGAAUCGUAGUGCUCAGCUAUCGGUUGGUGGUCCUGCGUUAACAAGUGGUAAUCGUGCAAAUGUUUUUAACCAGCGUCCAUAUGUGGAAAGACGUAUGCAGGGACUGGGUCAGGGGCCUAUGUCGAACAUGGGCAAUUUUAUGCAAAAUCGUGGCGGUUACGGUACGACUGGUAGUGGUGGAGGUGGUGGCGGUGCCGCUGGUGGACCUCUAAAUAAUUUCCAUAAUGUUUUUGGUGGCAGUGGGGAUACAACAACGCCGGCCCUACUCGAUCCUUCAGAAUUUCCAUCUCUGACAAAUGCUCGCGGCCAGAAUGAUCAAUCACUGCCUCAGACGAAUCCCCUCCAGCCGCCGGGAAGCAAACCUUAUGGUAAUUUCUUUACCUCUUUUGGCAUGGUAAAACAACCAACAUCAGAGCAAUCGGAAUUCACGAUGUCUAAUGAAGAUUUCCCUGCGUUACCGGGCACUCAAAACUCGGAUGGCACAACGAAUGCGGGAAGUGCUCUAACAGAUAGUAAUAAUUUGGAUGGUACGGAUAAGACAAUGAAUUCAAUUGUAGCCAACAGUGGGUUGGGAGCUGUGGGUAGUGGUGCGGUAGGAUCAGGCUCAUCAGUUGGUGGUGGUGGUGGUGUCGUUGGUGGUGGUAGUAGUGGACAAGGAGGUGUUGGUGUAGUUGGUGGUGGUGUUGGUGGAGCGCCUGUCAGUACAGCAGGUGGCAAUUUUGGCAGUGGUAUUGGUGGUAUUGUUAGCUCUGGUGGUGUGAGUAGUUCGGCACCCAGUGGUAGUGGUACAACAUCUGGCAUUAGUGGUAUGGGUAAUAGUGGUAGCAUUGAACAACAACAACAGCAACAGCAGCAACAACAACAACAGCAACAACAACAACAUCCGAAUGAUAAUUCCAGCGAUAACAAAUUGAUGAAAACCGGCGUGCAAACAUCUCCUGAUGGCAAAGUCACAAAUAUACCGGCGAGUAUGGUGAACAAUCAAUUUGGUAUGGUGGGCUUAUUAACGUUUAUGCGUGCCGCUGAAUCCGAUCCAAAUUUGGUUACAUUAGCCUCAGGCAUUGAUUUAACUGGUUUAGGUUUAAAUCUCAAUUCCCAAGAAAGUUUACAUCCAACAUUCGCUGGACCGUUUGCGGAUCAUCCCUGCAGAGCACAAGAUGUUGAGUGUAAUGUGCCACCUGAAUAUUUGAUAAAUUUUGCGAUAAGAGACAAACUUUCCUCGCCACAUUUAAAAAAACUGCAAGAAGAUCUGCUUUUUUUCCUGUUCUAUACAAAUAUCGGCGAUAUCAUGCAACUUAUGGCAGCAGCAGAAUUACAUAGUCGCGAAUGGAGAUAUCAUAUAGAGGAAAAAAUCUGGAUAACUCGAAUUCCUGGCCCCAAUCAAUACGAGAAAAAUGGUACAAAAGAACGUGGCACCUUUUACUAUUUCGAUGCGCAAAGUUGGAAACGUUUGUCCAAGGUUUUCCAAAUCGAUCCCGAGAAAUUAGAUAAAUGCCCCAAUAUAAGUGCGUUUAUGAACAUAAAUGGACAGUCUGUAUAAUAUUAAUAAAAAAAACAAAUCUUAAAAACAAAAACACGAAACAAAUCUUUAAAAUAAUAUUUAAAACAAUA
This is a messenger RNA of Lucilia cuprina (Australian sheep blowfly), 1813 nucleotides long. RefSeq names its product regulator of gene activity (gene Rga). The record is from RefSeq and is a predicted model, not a curated record. NCBI's taxonomy places the organism in Eukaryota, Metazoa, Arthropoda, Insecta, Diptera, Calliphoridae. The coding region runs from base 33 to 1742 and encodes 569 amino acids. The transcript is spliced from 7 exons. Gene Ontology annotation, cellular component: P-body; CCR4-NOT core complex. Gene Ontology annotation, biological process: regulation of stem cell population maintenance; nuclear-transcribed mRNA poly(A) tail shortening; regulation of DNA-templated transcription.